CUCGUAUUUACUUACAAAUAUGGCAAUAAUUCCAAGACGGUGCUGAUGCAGACGGAAAUUUUCUUGUGAUUUUCGCUUAACUUAAAAAUAGUCGCGUAACUCUAGUAAUUCUAUUGAUAAAAAGAAAGGUCAGAUGAUAGCAAGUUAAAGGAACACAGAACUCGCAUGAGAAGCGAUUUCGGAUAGGAAUACAAUAGGCCAUUAUUAGUCUUGUCAAACAGACCAAGAUAAUUUUGGAUGGAAAUGGCACAUACGAUUUAGGCCAGUGGAUGAGAGUUGCUAAUAACUGUUUUCUGUGGGAAGCCAUGUCAGGUGAAAUUCCUGAACCACCACCACUGCCAAUGCCUCUUUCACCGUAUGUGUUUCCAGAUUUACCAAAAUACAAUGGUUUUACAGAGAAGAAAACUCAGAAAGAAUUACAGUUUCGAAUGGUUGGUGCAAUAGAGAAAGGUGAUACUGAACAACUACAGGAACUCAUUGACAAAGGUGUAAAUACAAAUGCUAUGAUUGUAUUGGUAAAAACACCUCUUACACAGGCAUUAGACCAAAAUGAAGUUUCCUACAGCAUUAUAGAAACCUUAUUGAAAGCGAAAGGUACAGACCCAAAUUUAGCUGAUUUCACUCAGUUUGGACUGAGGCCAUUACAUAUUGUGGCCAAAGUUGGCCAGGUUGAACUCGCAAAACUCUUUUUGGAAGGCUGUAAAAGGUCAGUUUGUAAUAUCAAUGCCUUAGAUAAAGGUGGAGCUACGCCUUUACAUUUUGCUGCAAGAUAUGGACACAGAGAUAUGGUGCUGUACUUGCUUGAACAGUCAGCAAACAUGAAAAAAGCAGAUGACUGUGGCAGAACAGUGUUACAUAGGGCCUGUGAAUUUAAUCAUAAAAAUAUUGCUCAAAUAUUCAUCAACAAAGGUUUCGAUGUGAAUGUGAAGGAUAACUUUGGAUGGUCACCUCUUUUCCACAGCAUUUUCUUUAGCAAUGACCAAAUGGCUAGAUUUUUGAUUGACAAUGGUGCUAGGGUAGACUUUCAUGAUAUUUAUGGGAAAUCACUUCUUGAACUUGCUUGUUAUAACAACAUUGCCCCUUUACAUGAAGAGCUUCUCCCGGAGAAAGUAGCCCUAGCAACGUCUUUCAACUCAUAUGAAAGGAACAGAUCUAUUCCUUCUGAAGAGUUUAAAGAUUUGAUUUAUGAUUUAGAGCAUAGGUUUUUCCUGGAAGAUCAUGAAUGUUUUACAUGUGUGAAGCUGCUCAUCAAUGCUGGUGCUGAUCCUAAAGAAUAUCCUACAGAUGAAAUGGCAUGUAACACAUUUGGAGUAGAAGCUAAGAUCCGUGCAUACCUCAUUCUUGCCGGUGCCAUGCUAGACCCACAGGACAUCUGGGUUACCGGAACCUUCCCGCGAUAUCCAGACUGGCGGGAUAAAUGGUUCAAACAUCAACUGUGUGAGCAAAUACGUCUAUUCCGGCAAUGUCGGUACCAGAUACGUAAAAGUUUAGCUCAUACAAGAAAUAUUGAUAAAGCUAUAGACAGUUUACCUGUACCUAAAGGUUUGAAGGAUAAUUUAAAACUGGACAAGGAUUUCGAAUUAUUCAUGCAAGUUGUAAAUGAAGGUUUUCAAUAAUUGGAUGGUUUUUUUUUUCAUGAGGGAAAUGUGAAGGGGUUAAAAGGGUUACAUCAAAGAUAUAACUAGUUACUUGUCUACUAAUUAAUUACAUUCUUAAAUAUAAAGUAAAUUUAGAAAGGUAAUUUGGUCAGGAUUCUUGUAAAGGGCAAAAAUUUAGGCUUAUAUAGUGAUAUUUAAUAGAUUUUUAAACUUUUUAUUCCUUAUAAUAUCUAUUGUUUGAAUUGCAUAUUUGGAAAUUUGAUUUGAAUAAUCACCGAUGUGCCACUGUUUUAAUUACUGUAAAUCUGAUGUAAGUUAUUGACAGUUAAUGACUGAAACAUACGUUGAUGUCAUUCUGUUACUAAUGUCCGUUGAUUUGGUUUUUAGUCAUGGACAUCUUGUUGAUCACCAAUGUGCCUAUUGUUUUAUACUUGUUGUUAACCUGGCGCUAGUUAUUGACUUUUACUGAAUUAUCACCAAUAUACAAUGUACCAUUGUUUUAUUUGCUGUCAAUCAAAUGUAAGUUAUUCACAGUUAAUGGAUGAAACAUUUUUCAACAUCUUUUAAUAACUGUUUGAUGUUAGUAAUGGACAUUUGUUGGAUCAUAUGGACAUUUGAUGGCUCAUCAAUGUGUUAACUGUGAUAAUUGCUGUCAAUAUGAAAUGUAGGUUAAGAAGUAUAAAAAUAAUUGUGUACAAGGUGCUCGUGAUGGGUACUUGACAAAUCACCAAUGUGCCUUCUCUUUAUAUUUACUGUUUAUUAAUUUGGUGCUAGUUAUUGACAGUUUAUGUGUCACUAAGUUGCCAAAAUAAUUAUAUUGAUUAUAACUGUUGCUUUCAUAAAAUCCUCAAUUGUUAACAUCUUUAUGAAAUUGAUGUUGAUAUUUGAUGAAUUUUGUUUUAAAUAAUUGUUGUGUUUCAUUCAUUUGUGAACAGCUGUAUAACUAAAUUCUACCUACUUUUCUCCGAUUGAUUUGGUGCUAUUCAUAGGUUUGACAAAUUAUUGAGUUGCCUACUGCUUAUAAUUAUUGUUGACAUUUUAAAUUCUAACUGGUAAUAGUUGUUGUCCAAGUGUAACUGUAAGGUUUCCUCCUUUCAAUCCAUUAAUUUAAUGGUGUGGAUCUGGAGCCAAUGAUUUACUCAGUUAAGCUAGCUAUAUUAUUGUGGACCCAAUGCUAACCAUGAUUGGUUAAUGAUUAACUCAGUAGCUAGCUAUAUUACUGUGGAUCGAAUGCUUAUCAUGAUUGGUUAAUGAUUUUCUCAGCUGGCUAUAUUAUUUUGGAUCCAAGACUUAUCAUGGUCAGUUAAUGAUUUACUCAGUCGCUGGCUAUAUUAAGGUGGAUACAAUGCUAAUCAUGACUGUUUAAUGAUUUAAUCAGUAGCUUGCAAUAUUACUGUCGAUCUGUUAAAUUAUGAACAAAGAGAAAGUUUAGUGAAAUCUGUGUACAAUGUACAUGUAUUUUGUUCUAUUGCAUUACUUAUAUUAUUAAUAAUAUGUACUACAAGUAUUAUAAUUAUGCUUCUUUUUAGUAUCAUCAAACAUAUAUACAUGAAAAUGUUUGUACAUGUAUUGAUAUUGUAUCAUUUUGUUACUUUGUUGUGUUUAAUGGAUUAGAAUCUGUAUAUAUUGAAAUGUUUUUACAUAUUUUGUGAAUUUUAGUCAUUGAUAUUAAUCCGAAGAUAUCACAGUAUGUUUUACUGUUAUUUUAAGACAGUAUUUUGUUAAGGUCUAUGACUGUGUAAAUCCAUGAUUUAAUGUUACAUGUAUUUAUAAUCUAAAUGACUGAUGGGAAGCAUCAGUGGCCAAGUGGUUAAGGUCAUUGACUUCCAACAACUUGACCUUCAUAGCUGUGGGUUUGAAUCCCACCAGUGACUUUGUAGUCUUUUAUGUGAGGAAGCUAUUCAUUUAAGCUAAUGAAAUGUACAUCGUUAAACUCAGGUGCCUAUUUGUUAUUAAAAUAAUGCACAGAAGGGUACCUGAGGUCUUUUUUGACCAGUUAAGCUGGAAGGUCACCAUAUGAGAUUUACAGUGCUGGUGCUACUAAAAACCCAAGAACAACAAAAUUUAUGAUUCCUGUGUACAGAUGCAUUUCUUGGUAUAUUGUCUUUCACUUUUUAAAUUUUUUUUAUCUCAGUUUUAUUUAAUUUUUCCAAUUUAUUUGUCCCUCCAAGUUUAUUG
Ruditapes philippinarum (Manila clam) is the source of this 3776-nucleotide messenger RNA. RefSeq names its product poly [ADP-ribose] polymerase tankyrase-2-like. The transcript has 4 exons. The record is from RefSeq and is a predicted model, not a curated record. NCBI's taxonomy places the organism in Eukaryota, Metazoa, Mollusca, Bivalvia, Venerida, Veneridae. Gene Ontology annotation, cellular component: ciliary inversin compartment; cytoplasm; nucleus. Bases 270 to 1616 code for a protein of 448 amino acids. Gene Ontology annotation, molecular function: protein binding. Gene Ontology annotation, biological process: protein localization to ciliary inversin compartment.